Molecule: messenger RNA, 690 nt
Organism: Brettanomyces bruxellensis
Lineage: Eukaryota; Fungi; Ascomycota; Pichiomycetes; Pichiales; Pichiaceae
Exons: 1
Coding region: 1-690 (229 amino acids)
Biological process (GO): negative regulation of glycolytic process; fructose 1,6-bisphosphate metabolic process; regulation of pentose-phosphate shunt
Cellular component (GO): cytosol
Molecular function (GO): fructose-2,6-bisphosphate 2-phosphatase activity
Source: RefSeq, a predicted model, not a curated record
AUGACAGCAGAUACCGAAUGGAUAAAUACAAGGGAUGACAUUAUACGGAUUUUUGUGGUGAGGCAUGGACAAACGGAGUGGAACAUUACAAGAAGAAUGCAAGGGCAUCAUGAUAUUCCUCUUAACGAAACCGGAAAAAAGCAGGCUGCAUUAUUAGGAAAAGAGCUGAGGGGCUACAAUUUCGACUUCGUGAUCACUUCUGACUUGACGAGAUGUUUGCAAACGCUUGGCAACGUUCUGGGUAAAAAGCUCGAGGAUGCAAACUUGAAGAAAACCAAGAACUUUAGGGAAAGAUAUAUGGGAGAUGUUGAGGGAAUGUAUAUCGAUGAUGCAAGGAAGAAAUAUGGUGCUUCUUUCAGAGACAGGGGUGAGACAAAAGAGGAGUUAAUAAGUCGUCUCAGCAAGGAAUGGAACAACCUACUGGAGGAGUCCAAAGAGAAGGAUUACAAAAAUGUGUUGAUGUGUGCACAUGGUGGAGUCAUCACAAACUUCUUUAGAUAUCUAGUUGCCGAAAAGCAUUAUAAACUGACUCCGGGGCUAAAAUAUGAAGACAUCAAGGUUCCAUACAAUACCAGUUUAACUAUUGUCGAUGUGAACCGGAAUGAUCUGAGCGAUGCAACAAUAAGAGUUUGGGCAUCGACAAAGCACCUUGGGGGAGUUAGGAGUGUUGCUGACCAGCAGCUUGUUUGA